Trichoplax adhaerens is the source of this 1836-nucleotide messenger RNA. RefSeq lists its product as uncharacterized. Gene Ontology annotation, molecular function: G protein-coupled GABA receptor activity. NCBI's taxonomy places the organism in Eukaryota, Metazoa, Placozoa, Uniplacotomia, Trichoplacea, Trichoplacidae. The record is from RefSeq and is a predicted model, not a curated record. Gene Ontology annotation, biological process: G protein-coupled receptor signaling pathway; gamma-aminobutyric acid signaling pathway. Bases 1 to 1836 code for a protein of 611 amino acids. Gene Ontology annotation, cellular component: G protein-coupled receptor heterodimeric complex; membrane. The transcript has 13 exons.
AUGGCUGCAAUAGCGGAGUAUUUUAAUUGGACUAAGUCUAUUAGGGAUCUAACUAAACGGUUUGCAGCUAAAAAUAUUACAUUAUUGACAGCAGAAGGAAUAGUUGAUGAUGCAAAGGAUGUAAUAAAGAACUUAAAGAAUAAGGAUGCAAGAAUAAUGUUCGUGGUUUCACGGCCAGAUGCAAUUUCGUACGUCCUGUGCGAGGCUUAUAAGAAGCAAUAUUACGGGCCUAAAUAUGUUUGGGUAUUUCCAGGAUGGUAUCCAAAACAUUGGUAUAUGGACUAUAUUGCCAAAGAUAUAAAUUGCUCAAGCAAUCAAAUCUACCAAGUUAUACAAAAUUAUUUAUCUGUUUAUCAGUUUUAUCCAAUAAAUAAUAAAACGACCAUAUCCGGCAGAAGCGCAGCCGGUUUUCAAGAAUAUUUCCAUAAAUUUCGAAACAUAUCUCAGAAUGAUUAUCUAAAAGGCUAUGUUUAUGACUCCGUUUGGACGCUAGCACUGGCAUUAAAUCAAACAGAUCAGCAGCUUACGUUAAGUGGUGGCUCUCUACUAGAUCUUAAGUAUCAAAAUAAUCGAAAGAUGCGUAUAAUAAGCGAGAUGUUGGAUAAAACUAAUUUUGUUGGAAUUACGGGCCAAAUAAACUUUAAUGGUGCAGAUAGGGAAUCUAACGCCUACAUCUACCAGUUUUUAGGCAAUAAGAGUGAUAACUAUACUGUACAAGUUGGGAUUUACCAAAGGAAGCUUGACACAAUUGAAUGGGAUCCAAAUCAGCGAGUUCAAUGGUUAGGUGAUCGAGUACCGGUAUCACAUGUUUCCAUCGAAACAGAAACUAUUUCUAUAUCAAUUCCAGCCUUAAUAGCGUUUACAAUCCUCUCUGGAAUAGGAAUAUUGUUCUGCAUCGGCUUAAUUGCUUUUACUCUAAACUAUCGUCAUGACAGCAUAAUCGUGUUUGGAAUCGACUCUGGAGUUGUUCCUUUAAUCACCGUACCAGCAUUUUGUACAGUGAAAAUUUGGCUCUUAUGCAUUGGAUUUACUUUCGCUUUUGGUGCUUUAUUUGCCAAAACAUGGAGAAUUCAUAAAAUUUUUACUUGUAAAACUAGGCAAUCUGUAGUUAUCAAAGAUUGGCAUUUGUUGACGACGGUUUUCCAGUUAUUAAUCAUUGAUGUUAUUAUUUUACUAUGCUGGACCAUUAUCGACCCUAUGCAGCUAAAGCACCUUACAAUUACAACACAGAUCAAUCAAGAUGAAUCAAGUACCAUAAGUAGACAAUUACAAUACUACUGCAGCUGCAACCAGAUCGUGGUCUGGAUGGCUAUUGUUUUUGGAUAUAAAUUCUUAUUAUUACUCAUUGGCAGUUUCUUGGCUUACGAGACAAGAAAUGUGACUAUUCCUGCGCUGAAUGAUACAAAAUUUAUUGGAUUUUCAAUCUACAAUGUCACAUUACUGGCUGCUGUAGGUAGUAUCAUUUCUUUCGUCGUCAGAGCUAGUCCAACAACCCUGUAUGUGCUCCAUGCGAUAUUAAUAUUUAUCUGCAGUACAACAACACUAAUGUUUAUCUUUAUUCCUAAGAUUUAUCAAUGGAAACUUGAUCGAAAACAUGCUGAAGGGGCCUCCACAGGUAUAAUACAUUCAAGUGUAGAGCCUAUUGGUUGUUCUCCUGGUAGCAACAACUCUUCGAUUGUGAUGAGUAGACAAGAAAAAAAAUUAAAUGCAGAAUUGUUAAGAACUCGAUUGCAAGAGAGCUAUAAACACUACCAUGAAUUGAAAAGGGAAAUUGAUGCAAUUCGGCAUCAAUUAGCUAUUUUGGACUGCGAAGAAACAUUGAUACCAACGAUGUGA